AUGGCUUAUCAACAUUUAGUUAAACAAUUGACUGUUGAAGGCAAAGACUACAAGUAUUUUGAUUUAAAUGAUCUUAAAGAUAAAAGAUAUGAUAAACUUCCUAUUUCAAUUAGAUAUCUUUUAGAAUCUGCUGUAAGAUAUUGUGAUGGUUUUCAUAUUCUUGAAAAAGAUGUUCAAAAUAUUCUUGAUUGGGAAAAAACACAAUUCAAUCAAACAGAAAUUUCAUUUAAACCUGCUCGUGUUCUUUUACAAGAUUUUACUGGUGUUCCAGCUGUUGUAGAUUUAGCUGCUAUGAGGGAUGCUGUUCAAAAUAUGGGUGGUGAUCCAUUAAAAAUAAAUCCUAUCUGUCCAGUUGAUUUGGUUAUUGAUCAUUCUGUUCAAGUUGACUAUUAUGGAGAUCUUGCUGCUUUAGCUAAAAAUCAAGAUAUUGAAUUUGAAAGAAAUAAAGAAAGAUUUAAUUUUCUUAAAUGGGGAUCAAAAGCAUUUAAGAAUCUUUCUAUUGUUCCACCAGGUUCUGGUAUUGUUCAUCAAGUUAACUUGGAACAUAUUGCUCGUGUAGUUUUUUGUGAUGAAAACAAAAAUCUUUAUGUUGAUUCAAAUAUUGGAACUGACAGUCAUACAACACAAAAUUCAGGUCUUGGUAUUCUUGCUUGGGGUGUUGGUGGUAUUGAAGCUGAAUCUGUCAAAUUGGGACAAGCUAUUUCUAUGAUUUUACCAGAAGUUAUUGGAUAUAAACUUACAGGUAAACUUCCACAAGGAACUACAGCUACUGAUCUUGUACUUACAAUCACUCAAAAUUUAAGAAAUCUUGGUGUUGUAGGAAAAUUUGUUGAAUUUUUCGGUGAUGGUGUAGGUAAUUUAAGUAUUGCUGACCGUGCUACAAUCUCUAAUAUGUGUCCUGAGUAUGGAGCUACUAUAGGAUUAUUCCCAGUUGAUAAUAGAACAAUUAAAUAUCUUCUUGAUACUGGUAGAGAUGAACAUUCUGUUAAACGUGCUGAAGAAUAUCUUAAAGCAAAUAAAUUUUUCGUUGAUUACAAUGAUCCAACAUUUUGUCCUAAUUAUACAAAAGUUUUAGAACUUGAUCUUAAUACAGUUGUUCCAUGUGUUUCUGGACCAAAACGUCCACAUGAUAGAGUAGAACUUAGUAAACUUCAUUCAGAUUUUGUAAGUGGAUUAACAGCCAAAGUUUCAUUUAAAGGUUAUGGUUUAACUCAAGAAAAUGCUUCUAAAAACGUUAAGAUAACUCUUAAUGGAGAGGAAUGUCAAUUAAAACAUGGAUCUGUUGUUAUAUCAGCAAUAACUUCAUGUACCAAUACUAGUAAUCCAUCAGUUAUGAUUGGUGCUGGUCUUGUAGCCAGAAAAGCUAAUGCUCUUGGUUUAAAAGUUCCACCAUAUGUUAAAACAUCUCUUUCACCAGGAUCUGGUGUUGUAACAAAAUAUCUUGAACAAUCUGGACUUCUUCCUGAUCUCCAAGCUCUUGGUUAUCAUAUUGCUGGUUAUGGAUGUAUGACAUGUAUUGGAAAUUCAGGACCACUUGGUGAUGAAGUAACAAAGGCCAUUGAGGAGAAUGAUCUUGUUGUUGCUGGUGUUUUAUCUGGAAACAGAAAUUUUGAAGGACGUGUUCAUGCUAAUGUUAGAGCUAAUUAUCUUGCAUCACCAAUGCUUGUUGUUAUUUAUGGAUUAGCUGGUAGAGUUGACAUUAAUCUUGAAACUGAACCACUUGGUUAUGGUACAAAUGGUCCAGUUUACUUUAAAGAUAUCUGGCCAUCAAAUGAAGAAAUUAAUGAAUUUGAACAAAAAUAUAUUAUUCCACAAUUCUUUAAAGAAAUUUAUGAAAACAUUCAAAAAGGAGGUGAAAAUUGGCAAAAAUUAGAAUGUUCAGAUGCCAAAUUAUAUCCAUGGGAUUCAUCAUCAACAUACAUAAAAAAAGUACCAUUUUUUGAUGGUAUGACAUUAACACCAGAAAAACGUGAACCAAUAAAUAAUGCUUAUGCAUUAUUAAGUCUUGGAGAUUCUGUUACAACAGAUCACAUCUCACCAGCUGGAUCAAUCGCUAGAACAUCUCCAGCAGCAAAAUAUCUUAUUGAAAAAGGUGUUCAACCAAGAGAUUUUAAUACAUAUGGUGCUAGAAGAGGUAAUGAUGAAGUUAUGGUACGUGGUACUUUUGCCAAUAUUAGACUUGUUAAUAAACUUGCUCCAAAAACUGGUCCAUUAACUACACAUAUCAAGAGUGGUGAAGUAUUGUCAGUCUUUGAUGCUGCAGAAAGAUAUCGUAAAGAUGGAGAUAUGGUUAUUGUUCUUGCUGGUAAAGAUUAUGGCUGUGGAAGUUCAAGAGAUUGGGCUGCCAAAGGUCCAUUAUUACUUGGAGUUAGAGCUGUUAUUGCUGAAUCAUUUGAAAGAAUUCAUCGUUCCAAUCUUGUUGGUAUGGGAAUUCUUCCACUUCAAUAUAAGAAUGGUGAUUCAACUGAAUCUUUAGGUUUAACUGGUUAUGAACAAUUUACAAUCGAUGUUGAAAAUCUUUCACCAGGACAAGAUGUUACUGUAAAAACAUCAAAAGGAACAACUUUUGUUGUAAAAUGUAGAAUUGAUACAGAAGUAGAAUUAACAUAUUACAAGAAUGGAGGAAUUUUGAAUUAUAUGGUUCGUAAACUUGCUUCAUCAUAA
Messenger RNA from Strongyloides ratti, 2664 nucleotides. Its product is annotated as Cytoplasmic aconitate hydratase. Gene Ontology annotation, cellular component: cytosol; mitochondrion. The coding region runs from base 1 to 2664 and encodes 887 amino acids. Gene Ontology annotation, molecular function: 4 iron, 4 sulfur cluster binding; aconitate hydratase activity. NCBI's taxonomy places the organism in Eukaryota, Metazoa, Nematoda, Chromadorea, Rhabditida, Strongyloididae. The transcript has a single exon. The record is from RefSeq and is a predicted model, not a curated record. Gene Ontology annotation, biological process: citrate metabolic process; tricarboxylic acid cycle.